AUGACCUACAUUUUCAUUUUUAAAGUCUUUAUAGAUAAUGAUUGGUCCCGUGCUGCUGUUGUUUCGGUUAGCGUAAGUGAGGCAGUCACAUGGUCAUCUGGUGAUGGGAAUGGGCGUGCAGUGGACAGGGGAACGGGUGAUCCUGAGUAUGGACUACGAUACACAUCAGUAGUAGACUACUACUUGAUAGAAAGCAGGGCAAGUUUGGCUAUUGUUGGGAUGUUGGCAGCUGGAAUUUGUAGGGAAAUAGAGGAUAGUGGUGGCAAUAGUAGGUUUGAGAUUUGUAGAGUUGAAUUAACCACAGAAGCUGCACGUUUGGUUGCUUGA
Dovyalis caffra is the source of this 327-nucleotide messenger RNA. NCBI's taxonomy places the organism in Eukaryota, Viridiplantae, Streptophyta, Magnoliopsida, Malpighiales, Salicaceae. The record is from the annotation of a GenBank genome assembly.